Molecule: messenger RNA, 924 nt
Organism: Melampsora larici-populina 98AG31
Lineage: Eukaryota; Fungi; Basidiomycota; Pucciniomycetes; Pucciniales; Melampsoraceae
Exons: 7
Coding region: 1-924 (307 amino acids)
Source: RefSeq, a predicted model, not a curated record
AUGCCGUCUGCAAAGCGCAAGCGCUUGAGUUCGUCUAAAAGUACCAACCCGCAGAUUUCUUCCACUGGAAGAACUCGUCAAUCUCUGCACAAGCAACAGCAAUCCUGCAGUGUUGAUUGGACUGACGCUUAUUUAGAUAAAGUCUUAAGGAGCCGCGAGAUAGGCUCUCACAAUCGACCCUCACGCAAAAUCGUUUCCGAAGCUCAAGCACUGCAUGAUACAUUCCAACGAGGACUCAAGAUGUUAAGCCUUGCUGGACAGAUCAGCUUUCCAACUUUGAAAGCAGGCUUUGAGCUUCAUCAUCAUAUGAUUACUACCGGACAUACAGUAGGAAGAACACCCAAGAAAUAUCCAGACAAUGGCGAUCAAAAUUCAUCACCGACCAAUUUUCAAGAAAAUCUCAACGAAGAUCCUCACAACCCGUCCGAUUUAACUCCACACCUCCCUACGUUCAAAGAGCUUGUUAAUAUGCAUAAGGUUAAACAUCAUUUUGAACGUCGUGCUGAAGUCAGCAAGGUUGUCAAACAAUUCAAUAUUGAGUUCCAUUUACUUGCCUCAUCCUUCCAUCCCAAGACAACCCUCAGCAAGGCCCUCUGGAUGGAGGAAUACACUUCGUGUGAUCGAUGGGCCGAGUUGGGUCAAUCCGAGUACCAUCUACUCGAAAACUUUGCCAAAGAGGCAACUCAAUGCCCGCGUGAUGUUUUCAAAAAAAAGCCCUUGACAACUGUAAAGCCACUUGCUGUCAAGGAGCAAACUCAAUUGCGACAGGAGCUCACCGCCUAUCUCAACCAGCUGGUUGCUGCACCGGGAAACAUGACUGUUAGAGAUGUCAAACUCUGGCUGAAAGAGAUUGCUGCCAAAAGAUACACAGUAAUACAAGUAUCAAAUGUAGUGUAUUCUAGGCUGUUGUGUUAUUUAAUUUAG